AUGAAAAAAUUUUUAUCCUCUCACUCUGUCUUCAACAAGAUUGUUUCUUCAUCAUGUUGUUUCCAUCAUAACACCACUCCUUCUUUAUCGGCUUACGCUGCCAUCAACAACUUUUUAAAUUCUACUACAACUUCCAAUAAAUCCUUCCAUACAAAUACCGUCUUCUCAAAUGCUCAAGUAUCACUCAACGCCCUUUCAUCAUCAAAUAUUGAGGAAAUUAUGAAGAAUUUACCAGAUCCAUCAACAUUGAAUAUCAAGCCAAGAAAUAAGAAGGAACCUGUUGUGAGAAAUAAAACCAGACAAACAUGGAGAGAUAGACCAAAAGUCACUCCUAAAUUCUUGGACACUCUCCCUACCGUUACUUUCAGACAAAUUAACAUUAAACAAGGUCCAAAGAAGGUUAAUGAAGUCACUGAAUUGUUGCGUGGAAUUAGUGCCAAGGAAGCACUCAUACAAUUACAAAGUUGCGACAAGAAGAUUGCUCCAAUUAUUUAUCGUUUCAUUCGUAGUUGUAUGUUAAAUGCCGAAAACAUUCACGGAAUGAAUGCUGACCGUCUUUUGAUUAGAGAAUGUAUUGUCAAUAAGCAAAAGUAUGGUAAAGCUUUGAGAUUCCACGCCAAGGGUCGUUUCGGUCUUGAAUUGAAUAGAAAAACAAGUGUUCUUGUAAAGAUGGUUGAAGUUCCAGAAAUUGAAGGUGAACACAGAUUGGGUAGAUAUGGUUGGACCAACAAGACUUGGAGAGAAUAUGAAGAAGACAUGCUCAGAGAAAAGACAACUGAAACUGUUGAAGCUGAAGAAGUCUUCGAACCACAACAAGAAAUGUCAGAAACCGAAGAAGUGAUAGCGGAACCAGUUGAAGAAGUUAAAGCUGAAACACCUAAGCAACAAUAA
This is a messenger RNA of Naegleria gruberi, 891 nucleotides long. RefSeq lists its product as uncharacterized. Gene Ontology annotation, molecular function: structural constituent of ribosome. The record is from RefSeq and is a predicted model, not a curated record. Gene Ontology annotation, cellular component: mitochondrial large ribosomal subunit; ribosome. NCBI's taxonomy places the organism in Eukaryota, Heterolobosea, Eutetramitea, Acrasida, Naegleriidae. The transcript has a single exon. Bases 1 to 891 code for a protein of 296 amino acids. Gene Ontology annotation, biological process: translation; ribosome assembly.